Lathyrus oleraceus (garden pea) is the source of this 2787-nucleotide messenger RNA. RefSeq names its product linoleate 13S-lipoxygenase 2-1, chloroplastic. The transcript is spliced from 9 exons. Gene Ontology annotation, molecular function: protein binding; metal ion binding; oxidoreductase activity, acting on single donors with incorporation of molecular oxygen, incorporation of two atoms of oxygen. NCBI's taxonomy places the organism in Eukaryota, Viridiplantae, Streptophyta, Magnoliopsida, Fabales, Fabaceae. Gene Ontology annotation, biological process: lipid oxidation. The record is from RefSeq and is a predicted model, not a curated record. The coding region runs from base 81 to 2678 and encodes 865 amino acids.
AAUAUAUCAUAGAUUGUUUUUUAAGAAUUAUUAGUGAAAUUAAACUUUCUUAAACACUUAUCAAAUAUUUAACGCUUCACAUGGAUUGUGUAACUCAAUGUGUGAAGGCUGUGAUCGGAAGUAGUGAUGACGACGACGAAACAAACACAAACAUGAAAUCUCAGAAGUUGAUCAAAGUGAAAGCUAUUGUUACUUUGAAACAUAGUGAUGAUUGGCUCCUAAAGAAUCUUGUAGAUGGAGGGAUCCAACAGAUUGAAGAGUUAGUCGGAAAAACACUUGUUUUAGAACUCGUAAGUAAUGAGCUUGAUCAAGCAGCGAACUCCUCGGAGAAGGAGACGGUAAAAGGCUCGGCUCAAUGUAUAGAGGAAAAAGAGGACGACGAGCAGUAUGAGGCCGAAUUCGAGUUAUCCAAAGAUUUUGGGAAUGUUGGUGCUAUUUUGGUUGAAAACGAGCAACAUAAGGAGGUUUUUCUAAAGAGUAUAGUUGUUCAUGGUUUCUCUGAUGGCCCUCUCAGUUUCACAUGUAAUUCUUGGAUUCAACCCAAGCACGAUAGUCCUACGAAGAGAGUUUUCUUCACCGACAAGUCAUAUUUACCAUCUCAAACACCGAAAGGGUUGCGAAGAUUAAGAAAAGAAGAGCUGGUUUUACUGAGAGGGAAUGGGGAAGGAGAAAGAAAAGAAUCAGACAGAAUAUAUGACUAUGAUGUGUACAAUGAUCUUGGAGAUCCUGACACCAGCAUUGAACUCAAAAGACCUGUUCUUGGUGGCACAAAACAAUAUCCUUAUCCUAGACGCUGUCGUACCGGUCGAAAGCAUUCUGAUGCAGACCCGUUGUAUGAAAAAAGGAGUACUUUAAACUUCUAUGUUCCUCGCGAUGAGUCAUUUUCUGAAAUAAAGCAGACGCAAUUCAACACUUCUAGCAUAUCCUCAGGCUUGACUGCAGUUAUUCAAUCCUUAGACACAAUCCUUACUGAUCCAAAUCUUGGAUUUUCAAGCUUUGAAGACAUAGAAGAAAUUUUCAAAGAAGGAUUUCAUUUACCACCUCUUAGAUCCAAUGACUUAACGUUUCUCCAAAAGGUCAUUCCAAAGUUGAUUAAGGUUGCUAAUGAUAGCCAAAAUCUUUUGCGCUUUGAUGCCCCAGAACCAUUAAAAAGGGAUAGAUUCUUUUGGUUUUCAGAUGUGGAGUUUGCCAGAGAAACUUUGGCCGGUGCCAAUCCGUAUAGCAUCCAAUUGGUUAAGGAAUGGCCUUUGAAAAGUAAACUAGAUGCCAAAGUCUAUGGUCCACCAGAAUCAGCAAUUACCAGAGAAAUCAUCGAGUCACAAAUAAUCACUUAUAGCACAUUUGAAGAGGCUAUUAAGGAAAAGAAGUUGUUCAUGCUAGACUAUCAUGAUUUGUACUUACCAUAUGUAAGUAAAGUGAGAGAGAUUGAGGGCACAACACUAUAUGGAUCAAGGACACUAUUCUUCCUCACCAAUCAAGGCAUAUUGAAGCCAUUAGCUAUUGAGCUCACUAGACCGAUUAUUGACGGCAAGCCACAAUGGAAGCAAGUCUUCACACCUGCUUCUCAUUCCACCAAUCUCUGGCUUUGGAGGCUUGCCAAAGCUCAUGUUCUUGCUCAUGAUUCUGGUCAUCAUGAACUUAUAAGCCAUUGGCUAAGAACUCAUUGUGUUGUUGAGCCGAUAAUAAUUGCAACCUACAGACAACUCAGUUCCAUGCAUCCGAUUUAUAGAUUAUUGCAUCCACAUCUGAGAUAUACCAUGGAGAUCAAUAAAGUUGCUCGCGAAGUGCUUAUUAAUGCAAACGGGAUCCUUGAAAUAUCAUUCUUUCCUAAAAAAUAUACAAUGGAAUUAAGCUCUGUGGCAUAUGAUAAGCUUUGGCAAUUUGAUUUGCAGGCACUUCCAAAUGAUCUUAUCAAUAGAGGAAUGGCUGUGGAAGAUCCUAAUGCACAACAUGGCCUAAAGCUAGCAAUUGAAGACUACCCUUUUGCAAAUGAUGGUCUACUAAUAUGGGAUGCAAUCAAACAAUGGGUCACGGAGUAUGUAAACCACUACUAUCCAAACCCGAAAAUCGUAGAGUCUGAUGAAGAGCUCCAAGCAUGGUGGACAGAAGUUCGAACAAAGGGUCACGGAGACAAAUCAGAAGAACCAUGGUGGCCAAAACUCAAAACACAAAAAGACCUUAUUGACAUCAUUACCACUAUAGCUUGGGUAGCAUCUGCACAUCAUUCAGCUGUAAACUUCACACAAUAUCCAUAUGGAGGCUAUUUUCCAAAUAGACCAACCAUUGCUAGAAACAAAAUGCCUACAGAAGACCCUACAAAAGAACAAUGGGAAGAAUUUAUCAACAAACCAGAUCAAACACUUUUGGAGUGUUUUCCAUCACAAAUUCAAGCAACUAUAUUUAUGGUGAUUUUGAACAUAUUAUCAGCACAUUCACCGGAUGAAGAGUAUAUUGGAGAAAAGAUAGAACCAUCUUGGGGUGAGAAUCCAACUAUAAAAACAGCCUUUGAAAAGUUUCAUAGGAGAUUGAAAGAGAUUGAAGGUAUUAUAGACUCAAGAAAUGAAAAUAAGAAUUUGAAGAAUAGAAAUGGAGCUGGUAUAAUGCCUUAUGAGUCAUUAAAGCCAUUUUCAGGACCUGGAAUUACUGGAAAAGGAGUUUCAUACAGUAUAUCUAUUUAGAGUUUGGUACUUUUAAGCUUGAACAUGUAAAUAAAUAAAUAAUAAGUUGUUUGUUAUGUGUAUCUUUGAUCCUUAAUAAAAGAUAAUAAUAGCACAAGAGUUCUUCGUA